AUGAGCGACUUCGACGACUGCGGCAGCCACGGCGCCUCGGGCAUGUAUCUGCCGGGCUGCGCCGCCGCCGCCUACUACGUGUCGCCCUCCGACUUCCCCGGCAAGGCGCCCUUCCUGCCGCAGCCGCCCUCCUGCCAGGUGGCUUUCCCCUACGCCUCCAACCUGCCGGCCCAUGUGCCCCCCAUGCGCGACGUGGCGGCCGCCUUCCGGGAAUGCGGGGCCGGGGCCGGCGGGGCCGGCAAGUGGCCCUACCGGGGCCCCUACGCGCCCUACUACGAGGAGGUGAUGCACGGCCGGGACUUCCUGCCGCCGCCCGCCCGCCGCCCCGACGUGCUCUUCAAGGGCGAGCCGGUGUGCGGAGCCCACCCCGGGGCCGCCGCCGCCGCCGCCGCCUCCAACUUCUACGGCGCCGUGGGCAGGAACGGCAUCCUCCCGCAGGGCUUCGACCAAUUUUACGAGGCUGGACACGCCGCCGCCCCCCCGGGCCCGGAGCAGGCCGGCGCCGAGGGCGACCUCAAGCCCGCCGGAGGGGCCACUUGUGGGAAAGACUCGCCCCUCCCCGGCCUGGAGAAGAAAGCGGCCGGCCAGGGCAGCGCCGAGACCCCCGCCGGGGAGGCCGGGCCGGAGAAGAGCGGCGGCUCAGCAAUCCCCCAGCGAUCCCGGAAAAAGAGGUGCCCUUACACCAAGUAUCAGAUCCGAGAGCUCGAGCGGGAGUUUUUCUUCAACGUGUACAUUAACAAAGAGAAAAGACUGCAGCUAUCCAGGAUGCUCAACCUCACGGAUCGACAAGUGAAAAUCUGGUUCCAAAAUCGACGGAUGAAAGAAAAGAAACUGAACAGAGACCGGCUGCAGUAUUUCACUGGGAACCCCUUGUUUUGA
Messenger RNA from Euleptes europaea (tarantolino), 879 nucleotides. RefSeq names its product homeobox D11 (gene HOXD11). Bases 1 to 879 code for a protein of 292 amino acids. Gene Ontology annotation, biological process: regulation of transcription by RNA polymerase II; anatomical structure development. Gene Ontology annotation, cellular component: nucleus. The transcript is spliced from 2 exons. Gene Ontology annotation, molecular function: RNA polymerase II cis-regulatory region sequence-specific DNA binding; DNA-binding transcription factor activity, RNA polymerase II-specific. The record is from RefSeq and is a predicted model, not a curated record. Lineage: Eukaryota; Metazoa; Chordata; Lepidosauria; Squamata; Sphaerodactylidae.